AUGAACAACGACAACUGUGAUCAUGAUGAUCAUGUGAAUGUCAUGACCAAAGCCAUGCGUCGAGUUAGUAUGGCAUUACUUCCCAGCUGGCCAUCUCAACCAGAUCUAUCAGAUCUGGUCGAUGGUCAAGAUGAACCUGCGAAUGAAGGCGCUCCGUCAGUAAUAGACGUACAUCCUGCACGCCAUCGAUCUUUCAACACGACGGUCGUUGAUCACCAACAACAUCUGCAAAGCAAGUCGUUGAAGGAGAGCAACAAGGUCAGUCUAUUGUCAAUAGAUGAGGACUUUGGACCAAGCAUAGCCAGCAGCAUCAACAAUUCUCUUGGCUAUCGUGGACACUAUAGGAGCAGCACUGUAGAUACUCAGCUCAAGUAUGACAAUGGCAUGGGAUUUGGGACCAAACCCCAACGACACCUGUCCAUUAGUACAAAUAAUAGCUGCAAUAUCUAUGCUGCUCAGUCGUCUCCCAAAACCAUCAACGAUGGCAAGCAAAAAUCAUGGAAAGCUAGAUUGACAUCUAAACUACGUAAUGGGCUCGGAAAACAUGAUGAUGAUUCGGAGAAUCAUCAAGAGCAGAUAACACAGCUAUCACCCAUCCAUCCCUGUCGUCACGGUGUUCAUAUUGUAAAUCCUGCCACUUCGUUUAACCAGAGUACCUAUUCAGAAGCAGGUGUUGUCGCAGCUAACAAUAUCAUUUGUCGAUCCACGAGUACGGGUGGUAAUCGACUUAAAAUUCAAUCCAUGCACAUAGGGCCAGACCAACUGUUGUCUAAAAUGAAUGCUAGACAAGACCCAAUUAUCAGUAGCGAAAUACAUCCCAAACCACUGCUCUCUGAAUCUGCCCAUUCCGAUCCUAGUAAAUCCAGCCGAGUAUUCGUCAAAGGCUCGCACAAGUCUAAACGUGUCUUGUAUUGGCUCAAAAAACUGCCAGUCUUCCAGUCCAAGCAGUCAGCUCAUGAAGAGUCUGCUAGUUUACCCAUGCAUAGACUUAAUGUGCCUGCCGCGAUCAAUUGUUCAAAAGAUAUAUCACAUCUCUCUCACGAUCCUCCCCUUUCGGCUCCGCAUGAAUCUUCCUCUGCAUCAAUCAUCACUCUAAACUCUGGCCAUCAAGCCAUUGAUCGUCCUCGUGCAAGCGAAUCCGAUAUUACUCGCACAUCUAGUCAUUUUGCCAUGUCCACUCCUUUGCCGCCUGCAAAGAAGCUCAAUUCUUCCAUGAUGGCAGCACCGAUUUUUCAGCAGGAUAAUGCGUCUACUUGGAGCACUCCCGCCUUUUGUCGUCAAGAUGCACCUUUUGCUCACACUCCCGAUCGCAGUAUUGCCAAGCAACCCGAUACUAUGCUUGCAUUCAAGCAAUCAAGGGAAAGAAAGGCAAGCGAAUCUAUCAUGCUGCAGUCCUGGAAUCCAGCACAAACAUCCAUGCCUUUUCAACAUGUCCGUGGUAAAACCAUGAUGGACUUGACUGAUUCGACGCGCGCAUCGUCAUUUGCAACCCAGCAGCAAGUAUCAAGCCUGCAUUCGCUUAUGCACCAGCCUACUGCUACUACUAGCCGGUUCUCUACAUCACUUAACCAUCGUCAAUCGGAAUUGGUUCAUCACAGAUUGCAAGACAUAUAUACCUCUGAACAGAGUUUUGAUAUUCCCCAAGAAUGGAAUACACCUACUGACUCUGUUAUCUCCCUUCCCUCGCCAGCUGAUUUGCCGAUUGUAACAGCCCAAUCUAGUAUAUCCAGCAUUUUACAUGUCGAUUUCAAGUCUGACUCGUCAAUCCAACCACAGUAUCAUACUUAUCUACCUUCACCACCAAAAAUCGAUACGUUUGUGCUUCCCAAAAGCACCCUCCUAUCCCCGCUUCAUAUCAAUGUGCUUAGUAUGCAUCAAAAAGAGGAAAAAGAGGACAUGUUUGACUCUGUUGCAUUUGGUAAGCUUCACUCAUCCACUCUAUCUGAUGCAUUUGGCCCAAAGGAUUCUCCCACGUCAGAUUCAAAACAUUCAACAAUUUCACCAUCAAUACCCUCUGCUAGCUUUGCUGUUGGACAGCUCGAUACAUUGAUUCGUUGUAUCGGUCAAGAGAUAAAUUACUAUGAUUAA
This is a messenger RNA of Batrachochytrium dendrobatidis JAM81, 2088 nucleotides long. RefSeq lists its product as uncharacterized. The transcript has a single exon. The record is from RefSeq and is a predicted model, not a curated record. NCBI's taxonomy places the organism in Eukaryota, Fungi, Chytridiomycota, Chytridiomycetes, Rhizophydiales. The coding region runs from base 1 to 2088 and encodes 695 amino acids.